Messenger RNA from Meleagris gallopavo (turkey), 1772 nucleotides. The record is from RefSeq and is a predicted model, not a curated record. NCBI's taxonomy places the organism in Eukaryota, Metazoa, Chordata, Aves, Galliformes, Phasianidae.
AUGUCCAGCAGCAUGGCUGUUGAAGGUCUUUUUUUGGAAGAAAAAAGAUUCAAGCAGUACUGUGAAGAAUUUGUUAAACAUUCACAGCAAAUAGGGGAUGGCUGGGAGUGGAAAACUACCAAGGACUUUGGUGAUGGUUAUCUCAGUAAAACACAUUUCCAGGUAACAAAUAAAAGCAUCUCACCAGAUCUCAAGGCGAAAAACAAUAACAUUGAACAAAUGCAGCUUACACAUGUUGAAGAAUCUUUGGAUGAUUCUCAAGUGGCUGGAGUCUGUGCAACAGAAGAAGUAAUUCGCUACGAGUAUCAUGUCUUGUAUUCCAGCAGCUACCAAGUGCCUGUGCUUUAUUUUAGGGCUUGCUUUUUAGAUGGAAGACCUUUAACGCUGGAUGAAAUUUGGAAAAGUGUUCAUGUGUGCUACCAGGCUCGUCUGCAGGAAGGACCAUGGGACACUAUCACACAGCAGGAGCACCCCUUACUUGGACAGCCGUUUUUUGUUCUACACCCCUGCCGGACUAAUGAGUUCAUGUGCUCUAUAAUGGCUGCUUCACAAAAAGACAACAGACACAGAAAUUACAUUGUAUUGUGGCUAAGUACAGUAGGCCCAGUUGUGGGUCUAAGUCUACCCUUGAGUUAUGCAAAGCUAGGACUUGAAGAGUAUACAAAUGCCAAAAUUGAGUGAAAUUUUAUUGAAAGACCCCUGAGCCUGAAGCCAGGUAAUACAGCCAUGUAGUAAAGCUACUGCAGACUUUUCUGGAGAAGAAACAAACACAGACUGAAGGAAUUCUGUGUGAUUGGUAAGCAGUACAACGCUGAAAGAUAACUGUUCAUGACUCUUUGUUGGGCAAGCACUUGCGUAAUUACAGGUGAAGCCUUAAGAGUUGGCUGCAGUUCUGAUGGCAUCUCCCAGACACCACCAAUACUUGUUCUGCCUGUGACAGCACUGACCCUCUGAAGUCACUCAUUUUCUUCCUCUGCUUUACUGUGGCUAUGGCCUUAAUAGGGCUUCACACAAAUGCACAAACCUGCGGUUCCUGGAUACAGAGUUGAAAUGCUGUGUUUGAGUCUACUUUCAUGUUUCUACUGCAUAGUGUGUGAGAAUAUGUACACAAAGGACUUGCAGAAUGUGGUUUAAGAUUGUAGCAAUCCGUGUACGGGACAUUGCCUAGGGACCACCUUCUUUAGCAUACACUGACCCUCAUAUUCCACAUUACACACAUAAAAUAUCCAAAUCUCAGGAUUAUAUUGUUACUAAGCAGGUAUGGUUCUAGAGUUCAAGGUGCCUAAUGCUAUCCUAUGAGAACAUCAGGCUUUUAACCUGCCUUGGUGCCUCUGAAGGAGGCUUUGCCAUACCCUACGGGAGUAACUUGUAGUCAAAUUAGUAUUUAUCAUUGUACUAGUUGUUUUCACUUUUUUGUCUCUAUCCUGCAGUCUUUGCACAAGCAUCCCUUGACAGCUGUUGAAGUUUGAGCAAGUAGGAAUCACAUAGUAGUGCAGUCAGUGAGAAACAGACGUAACUUCUGUACAAGCCAUCUUGGAUUCCUUCCCAAUCACAUUUAUGUGUAAUAUAAAACAGACCACUAGUCCUAAGCAGGAUGGAAUUGAAAAUUUUACUUUUUAUGUUCAGCAUUAUCUAAUGUAUGCCACAUCAUAGCUGGAAAUGUAAGAUACAGCAGUUUUCAAUUUUUUUUUUCUUGAUAUUAUAAUUGGCUGCAUAUUUUAAAUUUGCAUCAUAUGUUUUUAGUGGAUUGAAAUAAAGCCCUUGAAAUUUCA